Messenger RNA from Aureobasidium pullulans EXF-150, 1156 nucleotides. Its product is annotated as hydrolase. Bases 1 to 1032 code for a protein of 343 amino acids. The transcript has 2 exons. The record is from RefSeq and is a predicted model, not a curated record. Gene Ontology annotation, molecular function: catalytic activity. Lineage: Eukaryota; Fungi; Ascomycota; Dothideomycetes; Dothideales; Saccotheciaceae.
AUGCCCAAGAAACUCAAGCUCGCUGUUUCCCAAAGCAGGACCUUGGACACUCUACAGCAAACCUUGGAUGCUCUAGCAGCUACAACUCGCAAAGCAGCAAGUCAAAAUGUCGACCUCGUUCUCUUCCCUGAAGCCUAUCUAGGCGGCUACCCACGCACCUGCGAUUUUGGCGCCUCAGUUGGAGCUCGUGCCCCUCAUGGCCGCGAUCAGUUUCUCGAAUACUUCCACGCCGCUGUUGACCUUGGCGAUACACCUCUCGGUGCCGGCGAUGACUGGGUCGACCGUAAACUCCCCACUGCCAAAGGACGUGAAUACCGUGGCGAUGGCACCAGAGAGUUUCUCGAACGCGUGGCUCGCGAGACUGGCGUGUUCAUCGUGACUGGACUGGUCGAACGCUGUGGAGGAAGUCUCUACUGCGGUGUCGUUUAUGUCUGUCCUCGAUACGGAUGUAUCGGCAAGCGCAGAAAGCUCAUGCCUACUGGAUCUGAACGCCUGGUGUGGGCCCAAGGACAGGCUUCCUCAUUACGUGCCGUCACCACUGAAAUCAAAGGUGUACAACUCUGCCUCGCGGCGGCCAUUUGCUGGGAGAACUAUAUGCCGUUGUUGAGAUACAGCUUGUACUCACAGAACGUGAAUUUGUAUCUUGCGCCUACGGCUGACGCGAGAGAUACUUGGGAACCAUUGAUGAGGACCGUGGCAUCGGAGAGUAGGGCCUUCGUGCUCAGCGCCAACCAAUGCGUUAGAAAGAGUCAUUUGCCCGCCUGGAUCUCGGGUAGUGACAGCAGCGCUAUUGCCGAAGACAACUCUGCAGACGAAUUCGUCUGUCGUGGUGGUUCUUGCAUCAUUGGUCCUAUGGGUAAUGUCCUGGCAGGCAGUCUCUGGGAGGUCGAAGACGGAUUCAUGGCCGUCGAGGUUGACUUUGAGGACUGCGAGAGGGGAAGACUGGACAUUGAUGUUGCGGGCUCUUACUCAAGAAACGAUGCUUUCCAUCUUACUGUUGAUGGAUUGGAUCUCAACCCACCUCCAUUCUGAGGAAGAGCUAAUAUAAAACACAGAGAGAUCAAAAGAAAAGCUAUUGAAGAGAGUCACAAGUUUAUGGAAAAUUCAACCACAAAUCAGCUGAAGAAGUAUCACUCAGCACAAUCUGAAAUAUUAU